Bombus huntii is the source of this 2021-nucleotide messenger RNA. It is a transcript of the gene Prp19, whose product is annotated as pre-mRNA-processing factor 19. Gene Ontology annotation, biological process: mRNA splicing, via spliceosome; protein ubiquitination; DNA repair. Gene Ontology annotation, cellular component: U2-type catalytic step 1 spliceosome; Prp19 complex; cytoplasm. The record is from RefSeq and is a predicted model, not a curated record. NCBI's taxonomy places the organism in Eukaryota, Metazoa, Arthropoda, Insecta, Hymenoptera, Apidae. The coding region runs from base 136 to 1650 and encodes 504 amino acids. Gene Ontology annotation, molecular function: ubiquitin protein ligase activity; protein binding. The transcript is spliced from 8 exons.
AACACAAAUAAUGUAUUUCAAUUUAUAUAGAAGCUACUAAUAGAAGGGGAAAUAUCCCCACUACUGUUAGUAGUAUAAUAUAGUAAAUUGCAACUUAAGCGUCAUGCGCAGUAAGUACAUCUCGUGUGUGUGAAAAUGGCGCUCUCUUGUGCGAUUUCUAACGAAGUCCCGGAACACCCGGUCGUAUCUCCAGUAUCUGGUUCCAUAUUUGAAAAACGUUUAAUUGAAAAAUAUUUAGCUGAGAAUGGAGUGGAUCCCAUAACUGGAAAGGAAUUAACUGUAGAUCAACUUAUAGAUAUCAAAACAACUGCAAUAGUUAAACCUAAACCACCAAGUGCCACAUCAAUUCCAGCUAUAUUGAAAAUUUUACAAGAUGAGUGGGAUGCUGUUAUGUUACAUUCAUUUACGCUUAGGCAACAACUUCAAACAGCUAGACAGGAACUAUCUCACUCUUUAUAUCAACAUGAUGCAGCAUGCCGUGUAAUUGCUAGAUUGACAAAAGAAGUAACAGCAGCCAGAGAAGCUUUAGCAACGUUGAAACCUCAGGCUGGAAUUGUUCAGGCUACUACUAUCCCACAACCUGCACUUGCAGUAGAAGCUGGAGGUACAGCUGCUCAACCUAUGGAACAAGCUGGUAUUACUGAAGAUGUAAUACAAAAACUUCAAGAAAGGGCAACGGUACUCACUCAGGAAAGGAAACGUCGUGGACGUUCGGUCCCUGAAGAUCUACUUCCACAAGAUAGUAUUCGCGCAUUUCAAACACUUGCGUCACAUCCUGGUCUCCAUUCAGCCAGUGUUCCUGGUAUACUUGCACUUGACAUUCACAGUGCAGAUACCAGUAAAAUCUUAACAGGUGGUGCUGAUAAAAAUGCCACAGUAUUUAACAAAGAUACAGAGCAAGUUGUUGCAAUAUUAAAGGGACACACUAAAAAGGUUACUAGAGUAAUUUAUCAUCCAGAAGAAGAUAUUGUAAUGACUGCAUCACCUGAUACUACAAUACGUGUAUGGAAUGUAGGAACCAGUCAAACAACUUUGUUAUUAAAAGCUCAUGAUGCCCCUGUGACUGGAUUAUCCUUACACCCAACAGGCGAUUAUUUAUUAAGUUCAUCAUUGGAUCAACAUUGGGCAUUCUCUGAUAUACGUACUGGUAGAUUAUUGACUAAGGUUGCUGGACAAGCUAGCCAACCAUUAACCACGGCUCAGUUUCACCCUGAUGGAUUGAUCUUUGGCACUGGGACUCAGGAUUCGCAAGUGAAAAUUUGGGAUUUAAAGGAACAAUCAAAUGUAGCUAAUUUCCCAGGCCAUUCAGGUCCAAUUACGGCAAUUAGUUUCUCUGAAAAUGGUUAUUAUUUAGCUACUGCUGCAGAGGAUUCUUGUGUGAAACUUUGGGAUUUGCGUAAACUAAAGAACUUUAAAACCCUUCAAUUAGAAGAAUCGUAUGAAGUUAAAGAUAUUUGCUUUGAUCAAAGUGGAACAUAUUUGGCAGUAGCUGGAACAGACGUAAGAGUGUACUUGUGUAAACAGUGGCAAGAACUGAAAGUGCUUAAUGACCAUACGGCAGCCGCAACUGGUGUUCGUUUUGGAAAACAUGCGCAGUAUAUAGCGUCGACUAGUAUGGACAGAACUUUAAAACUUUAUGGUUUACCUUAAGCAUUUAGUGACUAAAAUACUAUAGAUAAUUUAAGAAGAAUUAAAAUUAGAGUUUAUAGUAUAUAUUACUGAUCAUCGCUAACACGAUUUUUAUCAUGGCUAUCUAUGUUCGAAAAAUCACUCAAUUUGAUGGACAGUUAGAACUGUGAAUGAUUGCUGUAAGUCUCAUAAUUGAAACUGAACCUAAAUGUAAUUGUAAUAAUGAUUUAUGGAACCCUUGAUAAUUAUUUCACUUACCUUGAUAGUCAUAUUUUUACGAGUCUCAAGUCUUAAGUUCUGAUAAUUGGUACCAAUUAAAAUCCUUCGAAAACGCCUAAUUUAUAUAACACAUGAUCAUAUAGGUAAUAAAGGAAAUUGCUUUCUAAGCCCAA